This is a messenger RNA of Onthophagus taurus, 3855 nucleotides long. RefSeq names its product corin serine peptidase (gene Corin). Gene Ontology annotation, biological process: proteolysis. Gene Ontology annotation, cellular component: membrane. Gene Ontology annotation, molecular function: serine-type endopeptidase activity; protein binding. The record is from RefSeq and is a predicted model, not a curated record. NCBI's taxonomy places the organism in Eukaryota, Metazoa, Arthropoda, Insecta, Coleoptera, Scarabaeidae.
AUGUAUUAAAGUGGGUAUUAAAGUGCAAAAGUUCACACUUAAUAAAAAAUAUUUAUUAUUUUUAUUGGAGCAACAGGUCCGUGGGCCACGUCCAACAUGCUAUAGCGUACAACGAACGGAAUGGUCGACUUGCACCGGCACAGUAUUGCCCAAUUGGAGCAGCCAAGAUCCAGGUCGAGAUGGGGUAGCUUGGCAGGAGAACAGUCCUUCAUGGAUUUGCUGGACAACGACGGGGCGGCCCUUCAGCCAACAGCGCUUACGCUGGCACCUGUCAAUACCAAUAUCUACGCAAGAAGACAUUCAGCACACGCUUACUCCCUAACCGAGGAGAGACCCACGGCACCUAUACUACCACCGGUUCCAGCGCGGCCGCCGACGAUUCCAAAACGAACCUUUGUACCUCCUGCCGCGAAAGCGCCUGCAGGAGAACAAAAACCAACGGUACGUCAACAACAACCCGUAUCGGUGGCUAAUUCGAGGAGCCGAGGGCCACCGCCGGUGCCGCCGGCCAGGAACUUUACUAACGUCGACCAUAAACGGAUCGAAACGAGGGUUCAAGCCCCCGGGAUUCCCACUGUGGUUCCUGCGGCCCCUCGAUCAUGCUGCAAGCCGCCCGCGUCCCCAGCGAACAAAGCACCCCCUGUGAACCACAAAAUCUCGAUGAGGCAGGAUUCCAGCUUGUCCAGCGAUAGCUUUAGUCAGACGUCCUCGCCCAGUUACACGACGAAAACGAUGGAGACACCAUUGUUACCUCCGAAAACGCCGGUCAAACAAAAUGGGGUUUUAGGGAAAAUGCAAAUGGUGGAGGAUGAUGGUAGUAACGGAGCUAUAACUAAGAGCGUCUCGACGCCCGCCAGUCUACAAACGAUCGUUCGAUUUCAUAACGGUUCCAAUAUGUCGUUGCACCAUAAGAUUAUAAGGGAUAUGAGAAGACCGUCCAGCCAUUACGUCAGAGGAGUACGUCUGAGAUUUAGAUUUGCUCAACUGUUAGUAAAUGCUAUCGCCCUUUUGGCUAUAGGAGGUGGAAUGAUUGCUUACUUCAAAGCGUAUCCUACGGCGAUUCACAUCGUGAAUAACUCGACGAACACUACGCCUUCCGGCGGACUUCAAGAACCGUUGGGAACCAAUCCUGCUCCGGGCAUCUGUCUGCCGGUUAUUGUCAGCUUUUGCCAGCAGCACAAAGUCCCGUACAACUUCACAGUCUUCCCUAACUACAUGGGACAUUUUGGACAAAGAGACGCGCAGCAGGAACUCGAAGUUUACGACGCCGUAGUCGAUGUCCGAUGCUACGAGCUCGCAGCUCUCUUUCUCUGCUCCGUUUUUGUACCCAAGUGCGGUUCCGGAGGUGCAGUCGUUCGACCUUGUAGAAGUUUAUGUGCUGAAACAAAACGACGUUGCGGAUUCUUCCUUGACGUCUUUGGUCUUCCUCUGCCUGAUUACCUCGAUUGCAGUCUUUUUCCAGAAUCUGCGGAUCCAGACGUUUGCGUUGGCCACAACGAAGUGAAAGAGGCCAAGCAGAGGUCGCUAAAGCCCGUGUGUCAUUCGGGUUUUCAAUGUGAUAUACGUCGAUGUAUCCCGUAUGACUGGAAAUGCGAUGGCCAUAUUGAUUGUAAAGAUCAAUCCGAUGAGCUCAACUGUAAGACGUGUGCUCCCGAUCAAAUUCACUGUGGAAAAGACAGUUGUAUCACGCAAACAUACAUGUGCGACGGCAAAGUGGAUUGUCCGUGGGCUCAAGAUGAGCGAAAUUGUUUAAGAUUGAGUGAACGAAAUGGGGAUGAAGGCCGAGGACAAUUAGAGGUGUACAAACCCGAGCAUCAAAAAUGGAUGCCUGCUUGCGUGGAAUACUUUGACUCAAUCACUCCGGAAAUGAUUUGCCAUAUGUUGGGAUAUUCGACUUUAAACGGUAGCAGGCAUAUGUUGAAAGGCGUCGAGAUUAAUAACACUCCGGUGAUUCCAAAGAGCGACACGUUGUGGAAGCUAUCGCAAAGGCAGACGAGCGCGACUCCUAAGAACAUGCUGCGGGCGUUCGGAGCUUGCAAAGGGAAACCUUCUUUAACCGUGGAUAUAACUUGCACGAAUUUCGUGUGCGGAAAAGCGCGUAAAACCACUCGAGAAUCGGAAAGGGUGAAAAGGAUCGUUGGCGGAACGAAGUCUAUGCCGGGAGAUUGGCCCUUUUUGGCUGCGUUACUUGGAGGACCUGAAGAAAUCUUCUACUGUGCUGGCGUGCUCAUUGCGGACCAGUGGGUACUCACUGCAUCGCAUUGCGUCGGAAACCACUCGGACGUUUCUGGGUGGACGAUUCAACUAGGGAUUACCCGCAGACACGCCCAUUCCUAUUACGGGCAGAAAAUGAAAGUUCGAAAAGUGGUGCCCCAUCCCAAUUAUAAUAACGGUAUCUCGCACGACAACGAUGUUGCUCUUUUUCAGCUUGCGUCUCCUGUUACGUUCCACGAACAUCUUUUACCAGUUUGUUUACCACCCGCAAAUAAAGUUCUACAUCCGGGAACGAUGUGUACGGUUAUCGGCUGGGGCAAGAAGGAGGACACGGAAAGUAGGUGGGCGGACGUGGAACUCGGGAGACGAAGAUUAAAUGUGCAUGUUUCAGUGUCGGAGUACGAGCCUGAAGUGAACGAGGUGAACGUGCCCGUGCUGAAGCGGGAGCUGUGCAACUCCUGGCUUGAGAACCGCGACUUGAACGUGACGGACGGAAUGAUAUGUGCUGGUUACAAAGACGGAGGCAAAGACGCUUGUCAGGGCGACUCCGGAGGGCCGCUUUUGUGCAGGGACGACGGCGACGUCGACAAAUGGUUUGUGGGGGGGAUCGUUAGUUGGGGCAUCAAGUGCGCCCACCCCCAUCUACCGGGGGUCUAUGCGUACGUCCCAAAGUACGUUCCGUGGAUCCUGCAGCAGAUGCAGGAUGGCAGCGACUAACUGCUGGUUUUCCUUUCAUUUCGCGGCCCCCCUCGACCCCCGUUUCCCAAAAAGCAGUAUUAAAACCGAUCGCGACCCUGUUGCGAUCGAGCUACGCACAAGUUCUAGUCAAGUUUAAACCUCUUAGUGAUAAAAAGCGACAAUUCUCGACCUAGUGUUCUGGCGGCAGCUGAUUUACAUGUGAUCUGUUUUUAAAGCUGUGUACACUCGCCCGCCCGUGGCCUUGGGGGACCUUUUUUUAGAUAAACCUACACUAUAUACAUGGUACACUCGGUCGUCACGACAAUAAGGACUUUCCCAUCCCCCAAGGGCAUCUCGCGGGCGACGCUUGGAUAUAUUUUAUACCCCUAGAAGAGGAAUCAUAGUUUUCUAUAGAUAUUUAUAAAUGAUGUUAGGAACUUUUGCGUACACUCAGAUGUCCUAUUCGUUUCUAUCCCCUUCCUAACUACCCUAAACGGUAUCACGCAAUUUUAUUUCAAACCUGAAAAUCAAUCAAUUUAAAAUGAAUUUUGGUGUUACCCAAAAAUAUCACCGUUCAAAAUCGAAAUCAUUCAAAGCUGAAAUUCCUUUGUCAUAAUUUAAAUGGUCGUAAUGGACCAGCUUAAAUUAGAAUUCACUGAUAUUAUUCAAUUAAAUCGACAAUUGUGGUUAAUUUUAUAUUUGAAAUCACCAAUUUAUACAUCAGUUUAAUUGGUAGCUAUACCGUAUCAGCACAAACUUAAAUAACAAGCAGAUUAAAAAGGAUUUUCGGUUUUUCGAAAAUCCUAAUUUUUCUUGUUUAUUAAUUUAAACCUAAUUAUCUAACACCCUAAAUCGAUCAAGAUGAAUUUGUGCGAGACACCUACCAGGAACUAAAUAAUAAAUUUUUUUUAUUCUUUCGUCCUCCUUAAGCAUUCUAAAGAUGUUUUUAAUCGAUUACAACAA